GACAGAACUUUGGGUGAUUUUUGGUUUCUCUUGUGCCCCAAACCGCCCAAACCAGAGCACUUGUUGGCACACCAGGCACACGAACACGAACAUUUUUCAAAAUAAAAUCUGGCAGCUCUGGCUAGUUUGUUACUACGUAACUAUAAAUAUAGGUUAGUAAAGCGAAGAAUGGUAAAUAUAAACGGUAUAAACAAGUGAACGAUGUGUGGAAUUUUCUGUUUCAUAUCAAAUGUGAACUCGAUUCAACUCGGUGACGAUGUUGUAGGUUAUUUACAAAUUCAGGCAAAAAAAGGUUUAACUUGUGAUAAAAUCGAAAGCGACUGUUAUGCUGUUGCAUCCAAAACUGUUCUCAGAAUAUGUUAUUUCCAGUUAGAACAAUGCAAGUGUCUUAUAAAUAACAGAGGUCCAGACGCGACAGAUUGGACAGUUUAUGAUUCGAGGGUGCUUCUCUUCAGCGCUGUUUUAUGGCAACAGGGAGCAGAACUUUCUCGUCAACCUGUUGAUGGUGAUAGAUACGUUCUACUGUUUAAUGGCGAUUUGUUUAAUAAAAAAGAAGACAGAGAAUGUAGUGAUACAUUAUGGUUAUACAAAACAAUCGAUGCCAUUCAUGAUAUCUCACAGAUAUUUAGAACAUUGCUAGGUUCUUUUAGUGUAAUAUUGGUUGACAAAAUAUUGCAAAGGGUUUACUUUGCACGUGAUAGCUUGGGUAGGAAUUCAUUGUUGCUUGGUCGGAGCAAAUUAGGAAUCUUUAUCAGCAGCGCGUUAGCAAAAAACAGUAUGGUAUACGAUACCAUUGAACUACCACCAAAUGGAGUAUAUUUUGUGGAUUUGACAAAGCAAAAUUCAGAAAUAAAAAUGUUACCGUGGAGUAAAAACUUGGAUGUAACAAAUUUUAUUGCUAUUCUAGACGAAUCCUUCUUUAGUCUUCCAUGGCACGAAAGUACGAUUAUCAAAGAAAAUUUUGAUUAUCAUAACAUUCUAAAAAAUAUAGAGAAACGUGACGAGUCUCUUUUUGAUUUUUUAUUAAGUAUACCUGCUAUUUCGAAAACAUGCGAAGAAUUGAUCCGAUUACUCGAGGAAUCUAUUGAAGAAAGAAUUAUAAAUACUCCAAAAUAUUGCAAGCAAUGUAUAAGAUUGCAAAAUCCGUGUGAACAUGCACGGAUUGGAAUUCUUUUUUCAGGUGGAAUUGAUUGUGCCAUAAUCUCACUGAUAGCAGAUCGAUUUGUGGAUCAAAACAUUCCUAUAGAUUUGCUAAAUGUAGCCUUUGAAAAAAUCAAUCGAGAGAAGCCUCUGAAUGUGGUAGAGCUAAAGUCGACCAAACUGAUAGAUUGGAACGUUCCUGAUCGAUGUACGGCAAAGCAAACUUUAAUAGAACUGCAGCGCCUCAAAUCUAGUCGUAAAUGGCAGCUUGUAGAAAUUAAUGUAACUCGCCAAGAAUUAGAGAGCAAUAGACAACGAAUAUCUGAUUUAGUUUUCCCUUUGAAAACAGUGCUGGAUGAAUCACUAGGGGCUGCCCUAUGGUUUGCUUCCCGUGGUGUUGGUAUAUUAAAAGGUGUAGAAUAUUCAUGUCAAAGUAGGGUUUUGAUUGUGGGAUCAGGAGCUGAUGAAUUAUUUGGUGGGUAUUCGAGACAUAAAGCUGCCUUCUACAGGAAUCUCAGUACUACAGAUUUGCGAUUUAGUGAUAACGAUAUCCAGGAAGCUUAUAAUAACUUGACAGAAGAACUUGAAUUAGACUGGAAGCGACUACCAAGCAGAAAUUUAGCGCGGGAUGAUAGAAUAAUAUGUGAUCAUGGUGUAACACCGCGAACUCCCUAUUUACAGGAGGGUUUUGUUUCAUUCGUAAAGAGUUUAAAAGCUUCACAAAAAUGCUAUCAUCCUUUAGGUGCGGGUAUUGGGGAUAAGCUUAUAUUGCGAUUGUGUGGAUAUAAACUGGGACUGAAAGCUGCUGCGUUCCUUAAAAAACGAGCUUUACAAUUUGGCUCUAAAGUUGCUGAUCGUAAGCAGAAUGCUAGUGAUAAUUCCAGUUUUCUUCAGAUGAUGUAACCAUUUGAUUACUAUUUCAUUAAAAUUAUCCUUAUAACGCUUGAACAAUUA
This is a messenger RNA of Wyeomyia smithii (pitcher-plant mosquito), 2094 nucleotides long. Its product is annotated as asparagine synthetase domain-containing protein CG17486. Gene Ontology annotation, molecular function: asparagine synthase (glutamine-hydrolyzing) activity. Lineage: Eukaryota; Metazoa; Arthropoda; Insecta; Diptera; Culicidae. The coding region runs from base 202 to 2043 and encodes 613 amino acids. The record is from RefSeq and is a predicted model, not a curated record. The transcript has 6 exons.